UGGAAAAGUCAUUAAAAAACAGUUGGUCCAAAUUAUGGACGACCCUGUAUGUAAGUUUUAGCUGCCCAGCCCUUUUCUGAACAUCUGAUCAUAGAUCCAUCAGAGUCCAGGGAAGCAUUCGUUUAGUUUGAUUACAGAGUAAUGUCGAGCAUGUGUGUGUUUGUGUGGAAGGUGCUGGCACUUUGUCUGGAAUAACUGCAGUGGUUCGGCUAAUAGGAAAAGAGGGAGUGUCUACGACAAGCCAAUACACACGCAUGCCAUUCCCCUGGAUCAGAGCUGCUCAUUCCAGACAUGUCUCUCCAGAAUUACCAUUAUUGCACUGUCCGUUCCUCAUUUCCAACACUUGCACUCAUUACACCCUCUUGAAUUAGAUGAAAGCAGUCGAUCGAUCUUAUCUCUGAGGAAAAUCGGUUCCUGGCGUCUGGCAAAACGGUACCAGCACAACUUCUUGCGUAGAUGUCAGCGUAGAUGUCUUGAGUUCCUGUGAAAAGUGAUGAGCGUCUGGGAGUGUGGGUUGCUGAUAUUUGAGCCUGAGAAUCGGGUGGAGGAGUUCAGAGAAUGACUGCAGACAAAGGUGUAGAGUGGCACUAGAGUCGUCGCCGCAGAAGAGCUUUGUGGAGAUGGUGUCAGGAGGACUACAAUGAAAAGUAGAGGAGGGGCUAAAAAGAAUCCCAAACUCCGCGUGUCAUUGGUCUGCCAGAUGCCCCCAGUGUAAAGGAAGUAUCACCAGGGAAACUUGUAGUCGCUACACUAACAUGCAUGUGCUCGGUUCUUCGUUAUUUUUAAACACCCGUCGCUUCCUGCGCUGAGCGAGGAUCCAGGCAGAAUUAUCCCUGGGAUUGGCUGAAGAACUUUUCCUGGCUUGAACCUCUCGAAAAACCCUUCAGUAAUGUUCUCGUCUUCUCUUCCACAGUUAUAUUGCAAAGCCUUUGCAAAGAUGGGGGACGACAAGCCUUUUGUGUGCAGUGCUCCUGGCUGUGGGCAGAGGUUUACUAACGAGGACCACCUGGCUGUCCAUAAACACAAACAUGAAAUGACGCUGAAGUUUGGACCCGCCAGAACUGACUCGGUCAUCAUUGCAGACCAGACGCCGACUCCCACUCGUUUCCUGAAAAACUGUGAAGAGGUGGGCCUGUUCAAUGAGCUGGCCAGCUCGUUCGAGCAGGAGUUCCCUAAGGCCCAGGAAGAUGAGGACAAGAGGGCCAAGAACCCGUUGCCUGCUCCUAAUUCAGGAGCACUUGACAUGAGUUUGCAGACGCCCUCAGACAUUAAGGUGAAGGAGGAAGAGCUUGUGGAGGUGGACUCUUCUCCGCCUGCCAGCCCUGACUCCAUCUCCAGCAUGUCAGACAGCAGCAAAGAGCCCGUCAGCAGAGGAAAGGAUUCUCCUCCAAAGCCUGCCAUCAGUUCGGCUCCCACCCCUGCCAUAGUGCGUCCUGGCUCUCUCCCACUGUACCUGGGUUAUGACGGCCUGCAGCCCACCAUGCCCUCCCCUACCUCUGUCAUCACACACACCCCACCAUCCAACCGCACACUGGGAUCUCCCACAGUGCCGUACCCAAUGAUGAUGCUUCCCAAUGGUCAAACAGUUCCUGUGCUUCCAGGUUCUAUGCAGAUGCCCUCUGUAAUAUCUCUGGCGAGGCCCCUGUGUAUGGUGCCCAACAUUCCAGGAAUUCCCGGGCCUCCACUAGGGGGCAGCAGCAGCGGCUCGUCUUCACCCUCUGGUUAUAACCCCCACAAUGAGGCAAAGAUGAGGUUGAAAGCAGCAUUAUCUCAGCAGAUGCCCACAGCUCAGGGUUGUCUUGGUGUGGCGAUGGGGUCCAGUGCGAUGGCCCCUCAGAGAGUGGAGCAAAGCCAGCUGCUGGUCCAGCAUCCAGACGCCCCAUCCCCUGCUCAGCCACAGGUGUCACCCGCUCAGCCCACCGGAGGUCGCAGGCGGAGGACGACUGAUGACGACCCUGAUGAGAGGAGGCAGCGCUUCCUGGAGCGGAACCGGGCAGCAGCUUCUCGUUGCAGACAGAAACGCAAGAUAUGGGUCUGCUCUCUGGAGAAGAAGGCCGAAGAACUCACCUCCAUCAAUGUCUCGCUGUCGAACGAGGUGUCUCAUCUGCGAAACGAAGUUGCUCAUCUGAAGCAGUUGCUGUUAGCCCAUAAAGACUGUCCUGUCACCAACCUCCAAAAGAAAGCCGUCUACUUGGGAGAGGAGCACAUGAAAGAGACGUCUGAGCCCACAGGCUCCCCGGCACCGGUCAUUCAGCACAGCUCUCUGGCCCCCAGCCCUUCGUCUGCGGUAGGCCCCAAUGGCCUGAACUCCCGCGCCGCGGCCGAGGCGGUGGCCAUGUCAGUGCUGGCGGGGAUGGGCAGCCAGCGAGGGGAGAGUGGCGGGCCAUCGCAUGUCAUCAUGGCCACACAAUCCCACCCAUCCAGCAGAUGAUGAGAGCAGGUAACAGUCUGCCUGGGACUCUCCGCAUCCUGGGAGAGGGGGGCAGAUCUGCGAGAGGAGAACGCUGGUUCCCUCUCACGCCAUCAUGCUCUGGCCUGGAGCUCAGCUGCAUUCUGGGAAUGAAACUGGGACUAUGUACACAUAUAGAGAGACAGAAGGAGAUUGUCGUUCACUAUGCCAUAGACUACGGGGGCUGGACUCCAAACCAUGCUCUCAUUUGCAACCUCUGUAACUCCUGCUCCUUCCUUCAACUUCCUCCUGCUCCUCCACUGGCUGUAGGACUGCAAAGCACUUCCUGUCAUUACACGUAUCCCCACAGACACACGCUGCAAUAAAGACAUUGUUUGAACCGUGACUGUGCACUAGGUGUAUGUCACACAUGCAGUUGCGACGAUGCAAUACUUUAUAUAUUCUUAUAUAUAUAUAUAUAUAUGUAUUAGUAAGUGUGUGUGUGUUUGAGAGAAACGUGAUGCUUUAAUGUUCUGUAGGAUCUUCUACCUUGCUAUUUUAGAGCAGGUUUUUAGUUUUCAGGUGGCCAUCCCCCUCAUCUCACCCUCGCUCAUCUUACCUCAUUUUUAACCUGUUAUAUACGUUUAUAAUCGACGUGUGCAUGUGUGCUUCUCGUGUGGGUGUACAGUGAUGUACAAUGGAAAAUAGCAGUUUGUGAUGGACUGAUACACUAAGACUGCCUUGUUAGCAUGUAAACUUUUUGCUAUAUAUAAACUGUAUUGUAUUGGCACAUUGCGUGCAGUUUGGGCUAUAGAACCUCAUAGUUUGGUCCUAUCGUUGUUUUCUUGUGUACGACAAACUCAGAAACAGCAUACUGUCCGAGGUCAAUCAGGACCCUUGUCUUGAGAAAUCAAUAUAUUUACAGUUUUAAAUUAUGCCAUUUCCUUUCCCUGUGAUCACAAUGUUUUAAAUGCAGCUUUAGAUUGAGUUAAGUUGGCCAUUAUGAGUUAAGUCUCCUAAAGUAGUCUGAGACUUUUUUUGCCCUGUCUUUUUCUUUUUUUAUUAGUUAUCGUCUACCCCUGCUACUGUGUUCUUUGUGGAAUCCCAUUUCUGCUCCAUAAGAGGAAAAAAAAAAUGCAUUGGUAAAUAAUUACCAUAUUAGAUAAAACGUCAGUAUUAUUAGAUACUAAGUCAUUAUGAGAUAAAACAUCAAAAGUAUGACAUGCAUAAUUAUGAGAUUAAAAAGUAGACAAUAGAGCAUAAACGUCAUGAGAGAUAGUAAAGAUUGUGCCAAUUAUGAAAAAAGUACAUUUUGAAAUUGAGAAUUUUUAAAAACUUUUAUCCCAUAAUUAUGACUUAAGAAGUAUGUCAUAAAAAUUCAUUAAAAAAUUUGAUAAAAAGUCAUAAUUAUGUCAGAAAUCGGCACUUAUGAAAAGUUCAGUCAAAAUAAUUAUGACUUUUCUUCAUAAUUUUGACUUUUCCCAUAAUGAUGAUUUAGUAUGUCAUGAUUUUGACUUGUAAUUACGACAAUUAUUUACAGUUUCAUAAUUUCUCAUGAGGGUGUCUUACAAUGAAGACUUAUCUCAUUAUGUCUUUGUAUCUAACAAUUUUGACUAUGUAUAUAUGUAUAUAUCAUAAUUAUAAUUUACCAAAACAUGAUUUUUUUGUAUGUGGCAGAAAUUGGCUUUCAUUGUGUUCAAUUUACAGAAAUACAGCCCUAGUGCCUCUGUACCCUCCCGUUCAGUCACUUUCACGAUUACCCGAAUGUUAAAGUUGAUAUCACGAUGCUUUGUAACACUAUUUGUUUCUUUGGUUGCUUAUCAACUCAUUAACAUGCACAAUCCCUUGUAACCAAUUAGAAGAGAUGAGGAUUCUGCCUUAUUAAUCACACGAGUGCCUCUUUUUAGGUUAACCUCACUCGGUGGCGCUGAGCCGACUGGACACCUAGAAUAUUCAGGCAUCUGUAUCAUCAGGCCUGGGGUAAUGAAUUAACAGUAAUGCCUUUAAUAACAGCCAGAGAGCACUGCCCUUAAUUUUAACCAUAUUCUAUACUGCCACCUGGAUGUAAUAGGGUGCUAUUACAUGUAACUAGAAAGGCUGCAGGGAACAAAGAGUGUCCGAUUCUACUGUUGUUUGAAUGCUUUUAUCUUGUACUAAGAUGUUUAUCCAAACACAUGGUCUUUUUACGCAAUAUCAGACACUUUAAAAAAAAAUAAGGCAGCAUAUAAACAAGGGACUAAGAUGUACUGUUGUUGCUCAAUGUAUGUAACUUGAACGUUCUUUCAUUUUCUGCUGUUAUUUGCAGUGCGUAAUGCUGCAUUAACACAAUGUUAGUCCAAAAUGUAUAUAGGCCUGUCAGAAUGCACUAAAAUAUAUUUUGGGUUCAUUUUU
Onychostoma macrolepis is the source of this 4780-nucleotide messenger RNA. It is a transcript of the gene atf7a, whose product is annotated as activating transcription factor 7a. The coding region runs from base 890 to 2431 and encodes 513 amino acids. The record is from RefSeq and is a predicted model, not a curated record. NCBI's taxonomy places the organism in Eukaryota, Metazoa, Chordata, Actinopteri, Cypriniformes, Cyprinidae. Gene Ontology annotation, biological process: regulation of transcription by RNA polymerase II. The transcript is spliced from 11 exons. Gene Ontology annotation, molecular function: DNA-binding transcription factor activity, RNA polymerase II-specific; cAMP response element binding.